AUGGUUUCCUUUCUUAGGCAUAGGACAGCUACGAAAGAUGCAGGUCGCAUUGCAGGGUUAGACGUCCUGCGAAUAAUCAAUGAACCUACUGCUGUUUCGCUUGCUUAUGGGUUUGAGAAGAAAAACAAUGAGACCAUUCUGGUUUUUGACCUUGGACUUGGAGGUGGUACUUUUGACGUUUCAGGUAUGCCAAUUGCUUUGUUACUCCUCUUAUUGGAUUUUUCUUUGUUUUUGAGAAUUGUUAAUUGGCUUGCCCAAAACUUUAAAAGGGAUGAAGGAAUAGACCUUCUGAAAGACAAGCAAGCUCUACAACGUUUCACAGAGACUGCGGAGAAAGCAAAGAUGGAGCUCUCAUCUCUAACUCAGACCAGUAUAAGAUUGAGGAAAAGCUUUCUUUUUUACAGUUUACCUUUCAUUGCCGCCACUGUGGAUGGCCCAAAACACAUUGACACCACCCUAACAAGAGUCAAAUUUGAAGAAUUAUGUUCAGAUUUGCUAGACAGGCUACGAGGACCAAUUGAAACUGCCUUGAAAGAAGCAAAUCUUUCCUUCAAAGAUUUAGAUGAAGUAAUCCUUCUUGGUGGUUCUACUCGCAUCCCAGCUGUUCAGGAGCUUGUGAGGAAGAUGACUAGAAAAGAGCCCAAUGUCACUGUAAAUCCUGAUGAAGUUGUUGCUCUUGGGGCUGCAGUUCAAGCUGGUGUUUUAGCUGGAGAAGUUAGUGACAUUGUGCUCUUGGAUGUCACUCCAUUGUCUCUGGGACUCGAAAUUUUGUGUGGUGUAAUGACAGAGAUUAUCCCAAAGAACACAACUUUGCCAACUUCCAAAUUAGAGGUGUUCCCCACUGCGGCAGAUGGGCAGACCAGUGUAGAGAUUAAUGUCUGUCAGGGUGAGAGAGAGUUCAUGAGGGAUAACAAGAGAAUGGUGAUGAUAUGAUCAAUGUAGAUUUCACAGAUAGUGAGCAACUCUUAGAACUUCAAUUCUGACCACGCAUACUUGCAUACUUGUAUAAGUUCUAUGUUAGUUUGUGAUUUUGCCAAGUAUGAUGAGUACAUUUUCAAAUGUGCUUUAGAGUUGGGGUAGUUAUUAAUGGCAUAAAACUUGGCAGAAGGUUUAGUCUCUUCAAUUGCUAGUUUUUUUUUUUUUUUUUGCUAAAUAAUACGAAUUUAUUAAGAGGAAGACCUAGGGACUAACCCAUCUAGCUUCUCCACCGGCAAAAGAAAGGUAGGAUUAGAGGAGAUGGGAAUGGCAUUGGUACAAAGCAAAACAUGAUAAUUACCCAACAAGUGGACUAGUUAGAAAUUUCUUUGUAAUGAAUAGUUAGAAAUUUCUUUGUAAUGAAAAGAUUCGUUGCAUGUAUUUGUUUAAGAACUUUUAUUUGUAAUCGUUCAUUCGGUGAAAUUGAGGAUGAAGACAAAAGUUUUUUGUUCA
Messenger RNA from Quercus robur (English oak), 1428 nucleotides. Its product is annotated as stromal 70 kDa heat shock-related protein, chloroplastic-like. Gene Ontology annotation, molecular function: misfolded protein binding; ATP hydrolysis activity; ATP binding. The transcript has 6 exons. Gene Ontology annotation, cellular component: chloroplast; cytoplasm. Lineage: Eukaryota; Viridiplantae; Streptophyta; Magnoliopsida; Fagales; Fagaceae. Gene Ontology annotation, biological process: cellular response to unfolded protein; protein refolding. The record is from RefSeq and is a predicted model, not a curated record. Bases 1 to 933 code for a protein of 310 amino acids.